Ascochyta rabiei is the source of this 2664-nucleotide messenger RNA. RefSeq lists its product as uncharacterized. NCBI's taxonomy places the organism in Eukaryota, Fungi, Ascomycota, Dothideomycetes, Pleosporales, Didymellaceae. The transcript has a single exon. The coding region runs from base 1 to 2664 and encodes 887 amino acids. The record is from RefSeq and is a predicted model, not a curated record.
AUGGCACGAACACACUCGUCAUACACGGCCAGCCCUGCGCGCACGCGCUCGCCGCGACGUAGCGCAGCGCAGCGCAGCAGCUCCGAGGAUGGCUCGCAGUAUGAAAUGGACCUGGACGCGUUGGGACUAAACUCGACAUUCGAGUCGACGGCGCUGGAAGGCAGCCAUGAGCCGCCUGUGGACCGCGUCGACAGCAGCGAGGUCGAAGGCCCGGACGACUUCACCAUGAACAUGACAUACUGGAUGACCGCCGACCUGCCGCCCGCACACGUCAAGUCGCGGAAAGAAGCCAAGAAAACAGACAGCCGGCCUGCGACAAGCAGAGAGCGUCCCACAGGUGAGGAACGUAGCCAGCAGGCGCCAGCAGCGCUCAGAUCGUCCACGGCGGCGUCGCCCACGGUGCGCGUCGACAACGGCACUACAGCCAGCCGCGAGCGCAGCACCCCGGCCUCGGAGCGCUCUAUGGAGAACGACGAGAAGGUGCGCAGCUUCCUCAGCGCCCUGCCCGAUGCCAACCUCGACCUCGACCUCGACCACCUCCCUGCCGGCACGCCCCUGCACGGCCCUCACCACAGCCUGCUCCAGGUCCCGCGCUCCUCGCCGCCCAAAGCCCGCUCUCUGCAGCCCACCGUCGAGGACGUCGACACCCCGCGCAAGCCCACCCAGCAGACCGUCAUCCACCACCCUUCGCCCACCGCCCGCGACGAUCACGACCGCGCGCACGACCACGACCACGAUCACAGGCGCUCGGCACCCCAGGACCGCGUCGUCCAGCUGCAGGCACGCCUAGACCAGCAGGAGCUUGCCGCCCGCACACGCAUCACCGAGCUCGAGACUAUCCUCGCCUAUACGCGCACCGAGCUCGAGACCGCACGAGACGACAACUACAAGCACAAAGACAACAUCGCCGGGCUGCAACGCUUGCUCGAGGAACAGCGGGUCAAUCAGAAUGCAGUCAAUGACUCUCUUGAAAGCCGCCUGAAGGCUCAGCACGAUGCGCACAAGCUGGAACUGCAGGAACGCGAAGAAGAGCUGCAACGGGACCAUGCACUCCAGCUUCAAACCCAGCAUGCGGAGUUCCAACGUCAACAUAAAGAGCUUGAAGCAUCAAGGUGCGCAGCUGGCAAAGAAGCAGAGACGACGUGUCAGACGCUUGAAAACGUACAGGCACAGGCGACCCAACUCAAACAGUCAAACGAUCAGCAUGUUCAACGCAUGAAAGACAUGCAAAUGACGCAAGAAAAGAGAACAGAGCAAGACUUUGCCACUGAAAGGUCCGAAAUGCAGAGCAAGCUGGCAGCUGUCCAAUCCCAUGCAGACACUCUACAAGCCGAUUUGGCGCGCGCCACGGCCGAAGCAAAGGCCUCCCGUGAAGACCCACAAGCACUGGAUACCCACAACGCUGCCACAAAGUCCACAACCGACCACUACCUCUCGCGCAUAGCAUACCUUGAGACGCAUCUUCAAGAUGCAAAGUUCUCACUCGAAUGUGCCCAAGCUGAUGUCGCUGCAAAAGCGCAACUCUUCCAGACAAACAUCGAUCUCAACACUAGUCUUCGAACCUUGCGCAGCGAGCUCGACACCCAGCGAGGCGCGUUCGACAGCCUGAGGUUGAGAAGAAGUUCUCACUUGACAUCAGAGUCGCAGCUACACCUAGAACUCACUGCAAAAGAACAACUCGUAGUCCAACACGUUGCUGAGAAGGAAGUUCUGGAACACCAACUCAGCACAGCGCAGGGUCGCAUCUCAGGUCUUGAAUCCAGUCUCGCUGCAUUGCGAACACAGCUUGCAGACGCGCAUCGCGAAAUCGGAAGCGUCCGCACAGAUGUUGAGCGUGUCUCAAACGAACUUGACGAUGCGAACGACCGUCUAGCCGACGCACGUGCAGAGGCAGAUCGCCGCGUUGCGGAUAUUGAGAAAAAGCUCGCCAAGACGAAAGACUUGAAACUAGAGGCUGAGAGCAAGUUAAGGGAGCUGAUGUCUCAGCACGAUGACUUGGUGGAAGGGCAUGCAGCAAUGCUGGAGAAAGUGCGUGACAAGGCCGAAGACGCAGUACGCAAGACAGGUGCUCUCCUCACCCAGGAAAGGAAAGAGAAAGCUAGACUGAAGAAGGAUGUGGAGCGGCUGCAACGCGAGAUGGAACAACUCCGGGCCAACGAGCAUGGAACUGACGAGUCCGAUAACACUACCCAAUCACACUUAGUGGUCGGGCAGCUCGAUGACACCAAUGACAAAGAGAUCGAGAGUCUGCGCACCAUCAUCAAGAACCAGAUUGCGGAGACAAAAACAUUAAACUCAUCGCACGCCUCUGCCCUAACCUCUCUGCGCACUACACACGAAGCAGCCCUUACAGCCCUUCGCUCCGAGGUAUCAACCCUCCAGCAGCGCCUCGACAUCCAGGCCCGCGACCACGAAGCCAUCAACGCAGCCAUGGACGAGCAGCUCUCGCACCUCCUAUCGAAACUCAUGAAAGAACGCGCCCGCACCGUUGUAGGCAAGCGCGACGAUCAGUGGGAAGAAGUGCAGAAGAGCGCCGCGUCCGAGAAGGAACUGUUGGGUAAAAUGCUUCUGAGGCAAUGGGGGAGGGAGGAGUGCGGGAUUGCAGAGGAGAAGAGGGGACAGAAGCAGUUGUUCGAGUAUAAGUAUGCUGCCAAGGAAAGGUGA